AUGGAGAACCAAGCAGCCGAGCAACAGAAUUAUGAAGAUGUACAGAAAAGCGGCUAUCUCCGCAAGCAUAAAUCAAUGCACCGGCGAUUCUUCGUGCUGAGGGCGGCCUCGGAGCAUGGUCCUGCUCGGCUUGAGUAUUACGAGAACGAGAAAAAAUUCCGCAGUAAAUCACCUGUGCCCAAAAAAGUCCUGAACCUGGAGACUUGCUUCAACAUCAACAAGCGGGCAGAUUCCAAGAACAAGCACAUGAUAGUCCUUUAUACCCGCAGCGAGAGCUUUGCCAUCGCUGCAGACACCGAGGAGGUCCAAAAUGAGUGGUACCAAGCAAUGCUGGAUCUUCAGUGCAACUGUAAAACUCCUGAGGACUACGGCAGUAGUGGAGAGUGUAGCUCUCCCUCUCCUGUUCCAACCUUCAAAGAAGUAUGGCAGGUUAAGGUUUGGCCUAAAGGUCUUGGACAUGCCAGGAACUUAGUGGGAAUCUACCGGCUGUGCCUAACAGACAAGACAGUCAACUUUGUCAAACUCAACUCUGAUGUGGCCGCUGUGGUGUUGCAGCUGAUGAAUGUUCGCAGGUGUGGCCAUUCAGAGAAUUUUUUCUUCAUUGAAGUGGGUCGUUCAGCGAUUACUGGCCCUGGAGAGUUUUGGAUGCAGGUGGAUGACUCUGUGGUGGCUCAGAACAUGCAUGAGACUCUGCUGGAGGCCAUGAAGGCUCUAAGUGAAGAGUUUCGUCAGCGAAGUAAAUCCCAAUCUGUGGGAACAUCGUGUGGAGGUGGCACUGCUUCAAACCCCAUCAGUGUCCCAAGCCGUCGUCAUCAUCCAAAUCUGCCACCCAGCCAGGUGGGCUUCUCCAGACGAGCCCGAACGGAGACCCCCGGGACAGGAGGCAGCAGCACCAGCACAUCACCUACGUCACGCCAUGGAUUCCCAAGGGCACGAACUGCCAGCAUUGGGGCCAGGUCAGAGGAGGGUGGAGCAAGUGCCAAAGGAACAUGGGCCAGCUCCAGUCCAAGUCUUAAUGGUUCCUGCUCAACUACGCCAACACUGAGGCCCAAGCCCACCAGAGCCCCAACCCCUGCUAAGAUUACCCUCAGUCUUGCACGUUACACACCGAACCCUGCUCCCUCUCCUGCCCCAAGUCUGUCCUCCAGUUCUGGUCAUGGCUCAGAGUGUGGCCUGGUGGGGGCAGCAGUGGGAGGCAUGACAAUCUGCUCCUACCCUCGUGUUUCUCAGAGAGUUUCUGUUUCGGGAUCACCAAGUGACUAUGGCUCCUCAGAUGAAUAUGGCUCCAGUCCAGGGGAACACUCUCUGCUUGUGCCUAGUCUGUCUGGACAUCAUGUACAUGGAGAAGGCUCCUCCAGCUAUAUAGUCAUGGGACAGCGAGAAGGUCUCCUUGGUUCCCAUCAUCGCUCCAAAGGCCGACGGAUUCUGCGGCGCUCAUCUAGUCGUGAAUCUGAAGCGGAACGCAGACUGCUAAGUAAGAGGGCUUCCCUGCCUUUGGCAGCCCAUGAACGACUGAUUCCACAUAGAAAAGAUGAAGAUGACGAGGAUGAUGAAGAAUAUGCCAUCAUGUCGCAGAGUGCUAACCUAGAGAGACCUGAUUUGCACCAUGGCUCAGGUGCUCUGGCAGUAGAGGGUGGGCAGCUUGAUGUGGUAGGGGAGAAUAGAAAGAGGCCUGACAAAAGCAGGAGACAAGUGAAUGCAGGAGCAGUGGUGGAUAGUGGCUAUAUGUCAAUGCUGCCUGGAGUGACAUCUCCUCCUGUUUCACUUUCUCUCUCAAUAGGUAUGUCUGACGCCAGCGCUAAACCUGGGGCAGAUGAUGAGUACAUGGCCAUGACCCCAAACAACAGUGUAUCCCCCCCUCAGCACAUCCACCAGCCCAGCUCAGAGGGCUACAUGGUUAUGUCCCCCAAUAGUAGCAGCUCCACAGACUUGCACGGACUGGGCAUGUGGGAUAGCAGGGCGAGCAUGGAGAGCCGGGUUGUCAGUGACUACAUGAACAUCUCACCUGUCAGUAGCCGCUCUGCCUGCAGCACACCGCCUUCCCACCCUGAGCAGCACCAACUGCAACCAAAAAUGUUCAAUUCCUACUUCUCCCUUCCACGAGCUUAUCAACAUACUCUCUAUACUCGCUUUGAGGAGGAUUUAAACAAAGGGGAGGGAAAAAAGGACAGCAGUGGGAAUGAUGGUGCUGGAAGGGGAGGGGGAGUAGGAUACAGCAAGAGAAACAAAAUAACAGUGGGCUCUGCAGGAGGCUGCCAACUCUCCAUGUCUUCCUCUUCUUUCUCCUCCAGCUCAGCCAGUAGUGAAAGUCUAGAAGACAAGUCCAUAUCAGCAGGGAGAGGGUUAAGUUUAUUAAGAACUGGAGCAGAAUGCAAGAGUGCAGGAACAUGCACAAAAGAUGGUCGUCACCACCAAAAACGUGGAUCAAGUAGUAAGAGCCCAAAGCAACAAAGGAGGGGCCGUCCACUCAGUGUGUCUUCAGACAUUACUAAAGCAAACACCUUGCCCAGAGUGAAGGAGAAUCUGCCACCACUGGUGUCUCAGAACGUUGGUGAGUAUGUCAGUAUUGUAUUCAAGGAAGACAAUAAUGGAGGAAGACGUGCAGGAUCAGAACGAAGGCAACCUGUGAUCCAUGGAACCCUAAGGCCCGUGAAUCAACCACUCCUGUGCCACGAUAAUCCUGCCAACCUUCCCCGCAGCUUUUCUGCUCCGUUGUCCACCUCUGCUGAAUAUGUAAGCAUGGAUUUAGGGAAGUGCUCAACCCCCCUGACUCCUGCUAGGUCCACAUUCAGCACCCAACAGGGCCCACCAGCUGUUGCUUCCAAGGCACGACAUGAACACGGUACGUCCUCUCCUUUGGCUGCAGAGGGCAUCGCUGGGUACCGAUCAAAAGGAAAGAUGGCAGAAAUGCCAACAGACGUUCCUAUACCAUUUACAGACGACAAAAGUUCAGAUCCCAGCAUUUCAGCAAGACCUGCCAUCCACUCUGGUCAACCCGUAUCCAUGGAACAGGAGCCAGGUUUGGGCUUUUCCCCAGUCAAGUCCUUUCAGUCUCCUGAGCGAAGCAGCAGGCUGGUCCGAGGUGACCCGCAGGGACGGCGGAGCCACCGUUCAGAGACGUUUAACUCACCUCCCCGUCUAGCACGCCACCCACCGUCUUCUACCUCCCUCUUCCCAGAGGGCAGCCAGGCAGCGAGCCAUCGGCAUGGUUUGGACUGCUCACUGUGGGAGAACGUGCAGGCAGCUAGUUUGUCUGCCACACCUCCACCACAAGCCUCCACCUCAUCUUCUGAACAAGGCCUUAACUAUAUUGACCUUGACUUGGCCAUUAAGGAGAGCCCUCAAGCUGGAGUGGAACGUACCUCUGCUGCCUACAACAUUGGAGGAAGUGUUAUGGGUAGCAGUGCUGGCUCCAGCCUCAACACUUAUGCCAGUAUUGAUUUCUAUAAGUCAGAAGAACUGAGAGCACACCAGAAUAGUAGAAACGAUGGUCUAGGAUUUCUCAUGGCAGCUCUGAGAUUCUUGAUUUCCGUGCUUGUCUUGGAUCUGAGCGUGACGCUGGUGAGACAGUUCCACACUCAGUCUGCGAGGGGACGGUCGGCAGCCCGAUCUGUUGCCACAACAGAACUGUACAUUGGAGUCUGA
Scomber japonicus (chub mackerel) is the source of this 3645-nucleotide messenger RNA. RefSeq names its product insulin receptor substrate 1-B. NCBI's taxonomy places the organism in Eukaryota, Metazoa, Chordata, Actinopteri, Scombriformes, Scombridae. The record is from RefSeq and is a predicted model, not a curated record. Gene Ontology annotation, molecular function: insulin receptor binding; phosphatidylinositol 3-kinase binding. Gene Ontology annotation, biological process: insulin receptor signaling pathway. Bases 1 to 3645 code for a protein of 1214 amino acids. The transcript is spliced from 4 exons. Gene Ontology annotation, cellular component: plasma membrane; cytosol.